AUGCGUCCGCGCGAGCUGGAUGUCAAGCCACACCCACAUCGCCCGUACGACGUGUGGGACCGCGAUCACGGCCGCGACCGAGAACGCGAACGCGACAUCGGGUACGGCCCGUCCGAGCUCCGUCGCGAUUCAAAACCAAACGUCUCCAUCAAGCCUGAGGAAGAGCCGCCCAAGAAACGUCGACGCAAAGGCGGCGCGGGCAAUACCGACAUCCCCGACAAUGCAGAGGUCGAGUACGCCGACCCAGACGGCGACACUACAAGGGGCCCCGUGUUUGUGCAUCCGCCAAAGGGAGCUGUACAGGCAUGUGUGCGCUGCCACAGGAUCAAGCGCAAAUGCGACGGCGCGUUCCCACGCUGCGCGAGCUGCACACGCGCAGACGUGCCGUGCGUGUUCGAGCUGAGCGCGGCGACCUCCACAUAUGUGCACACAUUAAAGGACACGAAUGCGAAUCUCACGAGUCAGGUAGACGCGGCACACACGCGCAUCCGCACCUUGGAAGAACAGCUCGCUCGCGGAGGAGCAGCCUCGAGCAUCUGUGCGCCUCCGACCAGCGUCGGCGGGCUCGUGGGCGCCGCGAACACGGGCGAGUUUGCGCGCAUGGCUGCCGGCGCAAUGAGUAUGCGUGAGCAUGCUGUUCUGGGAGUGGAGGGCCGGCAGGUUGCGAGCCGCGUACGCUCCCUCUCCCCGACGACGGAACCCAUCACUGAGCUCCUCACGCGAGAGGGCGCUCAUAAGGCUGCCAAGAUGUACUUUGACUUUAACGCGCUUCCGUACCCAAUACUCGACAAGAGCGAGACCCUCGCCACCAUCGACGAGAUGUACGGCGGCGAACCGCCGCAGCCACGCGCGCCGAAACGGCGCACGACCUCGUCCUCCAUCAACAGCGAUGCGAGCGAGGAUGCGGAGCGUCGCCAGUUCCUCGCGGGCAUGGUUCUCGCGAUCGGGAGCCACGCGAGCGCGCGUGCAGGCGAGGACGACGCCCAGGGCGCUCUGGCGGAGAGGAUAUACCGCUCCGCAUUGCGGAAUCGCGCGCGCGCACUCGAGCGAGAAAACAUGGUCUGCGUGCAGGCGCUCUGCCUUCUCGCGCUCUGGACGAUGAGCAACCCCGCCUCGGGAAGUAUCUGGCAGCUCGUGGGCCUGGCGGCACGCGUUAUCACAUCGAUAGGGCUGCAUCGCCGCGCCGAGCCAAGUGUCAAUCCAGACGUGGCCGAGGCCCGCCGCCGCCUCUUCUACGCAUUUUACAACAUUGACCGUUUGCUUGCUCCGACGCUCUGCAAGCCGCUCGCAAUCUCGGAGGAGGACAUCGACAUCGAGCUCCCAACCCAGCGGGAAGAUGACGGCGUGUUCCGUGGCCACCCGCUCAUCGGGCUCACCAAUCACGUCGUGCGCUACCGGGGCUUGAUGGGGCGAAUCCUCACCGAGCUCUACUCUGUCAACGGGGUGAACAACAACAAGCCCGAGUCCGAACGCAUAGCCAUAGUGCACCGCCUCCACUCUGAGCUCGACGCGUGGAUUGUCGAUUGCCCACCGCCGCUAGACACGCAGGGCCAGAACACUCCCAAGGCCAACUACUCAUCAUGGUGGCAGAUCCAUUACAACCAGGGCUUGUGCACGCUCUACCGCCCGUCACCCCUCUACCCAAAUUCGACACCAGAGACACUUCGCGCCCUGUACGAUGCGAGCAGUCGCUGCGUCGACCUCUAUCUCGACAUGUACGCUGUCAACAAGACGUCCUUCCACCUGCUCCAGAUCAUCGCGCUCUUCGUGUCGUGCAUCUCACUUCUAUGUUGUUUGUGCGAGUGCGAGGCGCGCAUGCGCGCUGCCGAGACGUCGCCCGAGACGGCAGUCACACUUGCAGAGCUCGGCCUGGGACGGUAUACCGGUGCGGACGACCCGGCGUGGGCCACUGAGAUUCGCGGCCGCGUGUCCCAGUGUCAGAGUCUGUUUGACGCGUUUGGGCACCAUAUCCCCGCCUCGGCCAAGUAUCGGGACACAUUCUUCCGCAUCUCGGAAUUACUUCUCGCGCGGUAUGGCCCACUCGAAAAGGCCGACGGUGCACCAGCUACUGGCAAUGCAGAACGCCCCUCGGGGGCUAAUAACAGUGCUGCUCAGCCGGCUGCACACCCUCAACACGGUCCCGUGAACAUGAACGGGGCUGCCGAGCCGCCGGCCUACGCCUCGGUCAUGGACGUCAUGCCCACCGGUCUCGUGCCCCAGGUUGCACCGGGGGAGAAGGCGCCGCCAAUGCCAGGUGCCGAUGACAUGGCCGGGGCGUGGGACGCCAUGACCCAGCUUUGGUUCGAUUUGGGCGAUAUGUUUGGGGACGAGAGUGACCCGUUCGCUACACUCGACAACGACUGGUCUGGCGAAUGGGGUGGAGGAGGACUCGGCGGCGUCGGCGUCGGCGGUGGGGGGGUAAGUGGUAUGGAUGGGGUACCCGGGGUGCCGAGGCAUGACGAGAUGAGUUGGAACCAACUGCACUAG
Messenger RNA from Cutaneotrichosporon cavernicola, 2487 nucleotides. RefSeq lists its product as uncharacterized. The transcript is spliced from 2 exons. Gene Ontology annotation, biological process: DNA-templated transcription; positive regulation of transcription by RNA polymerase II. Gene Ontology annotation, molecular function: DNA-binding transcription factor activity, RNA polymerase II-specific; sequence-specific DNA binding; zinc ion binding. Bases 1 to 2487 code for a protein of 828 amino acids. NCBI's taxonomy places the organism in Eukaryota, Fungi, Basidiomycota, Tremellomycetes, Trichosporonales, Trichosporonaceae. The record is from RefSeq and is a predicted model, not a curated record.